AUCAGAAUACUAGUUUCCAGUUUCUGAGAUAAGAUUGCGGUCGCAAUCUAAAGAGAGUGUAAAAUCUAGGAUUAGAUGGCAUCUCGAGGAAUAAAGCAACGUGUAAGCAAUUAUACAAGUUUCGAUUUUGAUGCUCUAAUAAAAUAAUGUAAAUGGCAAUUUUAGUCAAAACAGCCGCAGCUAUACAACCGCUGGGGAUGAUUUGCGAUAUGAGAAGGUAUCCUCUCAUCAUCCCCAUUCACCACAAGAUAUGGCCAAGUCUCUGCACGCAGUCAUGGUGCCAUUCCCUGUACAGGGGAGCAUCAAUCCUCUAAUGCAAUUGGCCCACCUGCUCUCCGAAAAGGGUUUUUACAUUACCUUCGUUAACACAGAGUGGUGUCAGCGCCGCAUGCUAGAUGCUGAUGAACAAGCGCCUCUAGGGUUUCGAUUCCUGAGCAUCCCGGACGGCUUACCAGCAGAGCAUGGUCGUCUUACUGAUCUUGUUGAUUAUUUGAGCGCACUGGAAAAUUUAGCCCCUGUUCUGGAGCACCAUCUUGUUGCCACUCUUUCGGGAGAUGUUCCUCCCAUCACAUGUAUUAUUGGUGAAGGCUUUAUGUCUUGUACUUACCAGCUCGCCCUAAAUCUCCGAGUGCCCAGAGUUGUACUCUGGACGAUGUGCGCGGCCUUGUCUAUUUCUCAGUUUAAAGCCGAAUUACUUCUCUCACAGGGACACAUUCCUGUGAAAUUGGGAGAAGCGAAGAGGCCCGAGAAUUUGAUCACCUGUUUGCCGGGGAAUCUCCCACCUCUCUUGCCAACCGAUCUCGUCUCCUUCUACCGCGCCGAGAGUGCCUCAGAUGCUUUAGUCAAAAUAUUUUUGUAUGAAAGCCAAGUGCAAAACAAAGGAGAAUAUGUGCUCGUGAACACGAUGGAGGAGUUGGAAGGAAGGGAAGCAGUAGCAGCACUGUCUAUAAACGGCUGUCCUUCUGUGGCAGUGGGUCCUCUGUUUCUUCCCAAUUUUCUGGCUCAAAGAGAUGUCCUCCGGUCUACAAGUAUGUUCGCGGAGGAUGAUAGCUGUCUUCGAUGGCUGGAUGCCCAGCAGAUGGGUUCUGUGAUUUACGUUUCCUUUGGCAGCAUCGCCGUCAAAUCGAAGCAACAGCUCGAAGAGAUCGCGCUAGGGUUAGAAAACAGCCAGAAGCCUUUUCUGUGGGUUUUGAGAAUGGAUAUUGCACAAGGGGAGCCUGGUGAUUUGCCCCAAGGGUUUUUAGAACGGAUCAGAGAUAGAGGGUUGGUUGUGAGAUGGGCACCGCAGCUGAAGGUGUUGUCCCAUCCUUCUGUUGGGGCAUUUCUUACCCACAGCGGAUGGAACUCUGUGAUGGAGAGCAUCAGCUUCGGAAUUCCUAUGCUGGGAUGGCCAUAUUUUCUGGAUCAGUUUCUCAAUUGCAGAUUUGUGAAGGAUGUGUGGAAGAUUGGAAUGGACUUUGAGGGCGUUGAUGUCGAUGAAAGCAAGUUUGUUACGAGAGAAGAGGUGGAGAAUGGAGUGAGGAGGAUUAUGGAAUGUGAAGAGGCGAGACAACGGGUGUUGAAAUUGAAGGAGGCAGCUGUUAAAGCAGUUAGUCCGGGUGGAUCUUCUUUCCUCAACUUAAACAAGUUUAUCCAAGAGAUUGCUCAAAUUGCCAAAUCCUUUCCACAUUGAAUACUUACCUCGGAGUUCGUAAUUGUCAAGCCAUGCCGUCUAUGCUUAAGGUUAUGAGAGACUAUUAAAUUUAUUUUCAGAAUUUCAGGACUUCAACGAGUUGCAGAGUCGUUUUUCCUCCAUUAGAAUCAGCAUUAUAUCAUAACUACUAUUCAUGCAUUAAUUAAUAGGAGUUUUGUGCACACCAGGUCAUAUUGAUCCAUGUUUUAUGAAUAGUGGUUGUCAAGAAUUUAUUUUUCAUGAUAUUGAAUGGUACAUUUAGCAUUCAUUGUAUCUAGGUGAUGCUCACAAGGUGAAGCAUUGAGUUAUUUCAUAACUACCAUUUACUCAAUGGUAAGUCAAAUAAUGAUAUUGUUAUUUGGUUUCAA
Molecule: messenger RNA, 2040 nt
Organism: Cryptomeria japonica (Japanese cedar)
Lineage: Eukaryota; Viridiplantae; Streptophyta; Pinopsida; Cupressales; Cupressaceae
Product: UDP-glycosyltransferase 85A8
Exons: 2
Coding region: 251-1672 (473 amino acids)
Molecular function (GO): UDP-glycosyltransferase activity
Source: RefSeq, a predicted model, not a curated record